Messenger RNA from Fusarium oxysporum Fo47, 876 nucleotides. RefSeq lists its product as uncharacterized. Bases 404 to 823 code for a protein of 139 amino acids. The transcript has a single exon. The record is from RefSeq and is a predicted model, not a curated record. Lineage: Eukaryota; Fungi; Ascomycota; Sordariomycetes; Hypocreales; Nectriaceae.
GGAAGAACGUCUUGCAUCAUCUCCUUGUUGAAGUUUGCAACAACGAUACAGGCCGUUUCGCUAGGCUGCCCAUGGUUCGGCGUUCAUUACGAAUCUUAGGAUCAACGUAUCCUUCCCUAGUGAACCAGCCUGACAAGCAUGGUACCUACCCACUCCAUGCGGCUCUUCGCCGAAUGCGACUCUAUCCAGACCCUGACUAUAUGCCUGCCGUCAGACUAGGAGAGCCUCUAGGCUGUGUUCAAGAAAUAUUGCGAAUGGGUGCCGAUCCACGUGCGAAAGAUGGAAAAGGGAAUACAGCGCUAUAUUAUCUGGCUGAUGAUGAUCUGACAGGAGUCUGGCUUGGUACAGGCAAACGUCAGAUAUUCUAUAGCUUCUGAAGGACGGAUGUAGCCAGGAUAUCAACAUGCCCAACAACGCCGGAAGGGCUGUUGCAGAAUUCAUAUUUGAUGACAAUGGCCGUAUGGAAGAUGAAAAGAUGGUAAAUCAUGGAGAAUGUUCCCGUAGCCAUGAUGCAGAUUUCCGGAACUGGCAGGAUGUUGACCACAAGGUGUUCACCGCGUUGGAUGAUGCUGGUAUAGACUGGAGGGCCAAGACGUCUGAAAGUGGAAACUUGUUACAUCUCGUUGCGCAAUCUGGACUGAGCCAGGAAAGGUUGAUAUGGAGGAGUCAAUUUCUGGUGGACAAGGGAAUUGAUCCAACGGCACCUGAUGCAGAUGGUUGGACGGCGAGGAAAAUCGCUGAGCAUUAUAUAUUGAACAAGUUUCGGUUCUAUGAGGAGCUGGGGAAGCUUGAAAGCGGCGGGGUUGAGGUGGAGUGGCAGUAACGUGGAUUCAAAAGAGUCAGCUGUCUAUCUCGCGUUAACCGGCUUGACUACCU